UGGGGCUGAGCUCAUUUCCAGUAGGCAUGAGAGGCAGACACCUUCCGACAACAAACACUGAAAAUACGUAAAAGAACAGAACAAAAAAAUUAUAAACAGAAAUCACUUUCGGCAUCAAGUAUUCGUCUGUAAACACAAAAACACCAAAACCAUUUGUUUAAAUUUCGGCCAUGGAGGAGUACUCACGUGAGCCGUGUCCCUAUCGCAUUGUCGACGAUUGCGGCGGUGCCUUCGCCAUGGGUUGCAUUGGUGGCGGCAUCUUCCAGGCGCUUAAGGGCUUUCGCAAUGCCCCCUCGGGCCUGGGGCGCCGACUGGUGAACAGCAUGGUGACUGUGAAGUCGCGGUCGCCCGUAAUUGCGGGCAACUUUGCGGCCUGGGGCGGCAUGUUCAGCACAAUUGACUGCACCCUGGUGCACUUUCGCAAGAAGGAGGAUCCGUGGAACUCGAUCAUCAGUGGUGCGGCGACUGGCGGCAUACUGGCCGCUCGUAAUGGUCUGGCAGCUAUGGCGGGAAGUGCCAUCAUUGGAGGCGUUCUUCUGUCGCUCAUCGAGGGUGUGGGCAUCAUCUUCACACGCAUUUCGGCCGACCAGUUCCGGAACCCGACGCCCCCCGUCGAUGACCCCAGUGCUUUGCUGGAUGAAGCUCCUGUGAGCAAGGGUCCCUUUGGCUUUGGUGGCAGCAGUAGCAGCGGUGGUGCCAACAUCAAUACCUAAAUUAAUUAUCACUUCCCUGUAUGGCAAACAUUAAACAGCUUCGGUAGCUCUUGACAGUAGAAGCCGGGUAGUA
This is a messenger RNA of Scaptodrosophila lebanonensis, 786 nucleotides long. It is a transcript of the gene Tim17b2, whose product is annotated as mitochondrial import inner membrane translocase subunit Tim17-B. Bases 171 to 713 code for a protein of 180 amino acids. NCBI's taxonomy places the organism in Eukaryota, Metazoa, Arthropoda, Insecta, Diptera, Drosophilidae. Gene Ontology annotation, biological process: protein import into mitochondrial matrix. Gene Ontology annotation, molecular function: transmembrane protein transporter activity. The transcript has a single exon. Gene Ontology annotation, cellular component: TIM23 mitochondrial import inner membrane translocase complex; mitochondrial inner membrane. The record is from RefSeq and is a predicted model, not a curated record.